Haplochromis burtoni (Burton's mouthbrooder) is the source of this 4407-nucleotide messenger RNA. Its product is annotated as forkhead box protein D1-like. The coding region runs from base 274 to 1332 and encodes 352 amino acids. Gene Ontology annotation, molecular function: RNA polymerase II cis-regulatory region sequence-specific DNA binding; DNA-binding transcription factor activity, RNA polymerase II-specific. The record is from RefSeq and is a predicted model, not a curated record. The transcript has a single exon. Gene Ontology annotation, biological process: anatomical structure morphogenesis; regulation of transcription by RNA polymerase II; cell differentiation. Lineage: Eukaryota; Metazoa; Chordata; Actinopteri; Cichliformes; Cichlidae.
GCCCUUUUGCGGGUUUCACAGCACAGUUUCUCAGCCUGCCAUCGACGGGGGUCGCUCCUCAUAGUUGUUGAUUUUUUUGGGGGGGGAAAGGAAACAGCCUGUAAACAUAUGGAAAUAGCGACAAAACGGAGGGACAAUUCUCACCGGUGGCGAAGCGUGCUCCUCUCCUCUCCCCCUCCUCAUACGAGUUGCUGAAGAGGGAGGAAAGGGACAGCUUGUGCAUCUCACGGUCUUCCUCAUCUGGCGUCGGAGGGGCACGGCCGUGCGUGAGCCAUGACUCUAAGCUCAGAGAUGUCGGAUGCCUCCAUCCUUUCGGAAGAGACCGACAUAGACGUGGUCGGAGAAGGCGAGGAUGGAGACAGCCAGACGCGCUCCUACGUGGAUGAAGUAGCGCAGAUGCACGACGGUAUCCUCCUGGCCGGCUCUCCACCUCCGUGCCUGGACAGCUCCACCUCUUCAAGGGAUACCUACAAGCCGGCGGGCAAGAACACCCUGGUGAAGCCACCUUACUCCUACAUCGCCUUAAUCACCAUGGCCAUUCUUCAGAGUCCCAAAAAGAGGCUCACUCUCAGCGAGAUCUGCGACUUCAUCAGCAACCGCUUCCCGUACUACAGGGAGAAGUUCCCGGCCUGGCAGAACUCCAUCAGGCACAACCUAUCCCUCAAUGACUGCUUCGUUAAGAUACCGAGGGAGCCCGGGAACCCAGGGAAAGGCAACUACUGGACUUUGGACCCGGAGUCGGCUGAUAUGUUUGACAACGGAAGCUUUCUGAGGCGGAGGAAACGCUUCAAGCGGCAGCAGACUCAAGACCUGCUGCGCGAGCACAACACUUUUCUGCCCGCGGCCGCUGCCUAUGGCUACGGACCGUACGGCUGCGGGGGAUACGGCAUCCAGCUCCAGUCCUACCACGCACACUCUGCGCUUUUUGCUUUCCAGCAGCAGCAGCAACAGCAGCAGCACCCGAGGCAUUCACACUCACACUCGGGGACCAUUAUCCCUGCACCGUCCCUAAUGCCCACCAGCACUACCACGGACUUAACCAGAAGUAGAUUUUAUCCCCAGCUCAGCUCCAGUCUGGGCUCAGCCGGCGUGCAGGCAGCAUCACCGGUCCAGAAAUCGAGCUCCCCGGUGCAGCGGUCCCCCUUCUCCAUAGAGAGCAUCAUCGGAGGGUCUCUUAGCCCCUCCAGGACUUCUCCUGUCAUUGUCCCAGUCUUACCGUCCUCUCUGGGGCCUGCAGUGACCAGCCAGCCGCAGACCAUACAUCCUGGAGCUGUUUUACAUCCGGUUGAAAACUUUCCGAGCAGAGUUGUCAGCGGCACUAGCGCCUGUUAAAUGUCUUAACUCCAAACUUUUCAAGACACUUAAAAAAAGAGACAGCAACCUAAACAAAAACGCCCCUCUUUGAAGGUAGGAUUAUUUUUGUAUGUUUGUUUUGCUAGCACGCAGCUGAAUGAUGGACAUGCAGAACACUAUUUGUGCCUAUAUAUUCAUGCUGUUCAUGAAGAUAUAUUUAUGUUCAUUAUUUUUGUUUGUUUAUUUCGGUGUGAAUCAGACUUUCGACCACGAAUUUAACUUUCCAGCCUUUUUUUUUAAAUUCCCUACCAUGAAGUGAUUCGUUUUCAGUCACUGUAUAAAGGCGUCUCAGGAUAACGGACAGGUUACAAACGAUCACGUGUCUGAAACAGGCUUAUAAUGUAUUUGUGUCAAACACAUCAAUGUUUUCUAUCAGCCAAUCAAAGCGACCUUUUUUGAAGGUUUUGAUUUGAUGUUUGUAUUAAAGAUAAACGCAGAGCAAAGUCAUACAUUUAUAAUAAUAUGCAGUGUUUAUUUCAGUAAUUAAACCUUGUACAUUUUUGGCAAGUAUUGUGUAAUUCAAGUGUGAUAUUUUUACACAGUUUAUUGUUUUGUUUUUUUCCAACAAGAAUAAAUUUCGUUUUGCAAAAAAAGAAGAAAAAAAGCAAUUUGUUUGGAAAUAAAUUUAUGAAUUGAUGUUGAGCUUUCUUGGCGGUUACUGUUGAAACAGACGUGUUGCUGAUGUUGUUGUGUCUUUACACUGCGGAUGUGUUAACUAUAACUGUAUGAUCCAAAUAUAGUAACCACUGAAUGGCUUUAAGAAACACACACAACUCUUUAUAACACACACAAACACACAAACAUGUGCGUGCCAGUCAGAUAAUAUUUACAAAUGCAUUAAAUCUGACUGCACUCUAAAGUCAUUGCUGUGCCCUUUGGAACAUGCGCACACAGGGCCUGCGUGUCCAUCUGACCUCUUUCACACUCAUCCUCGUAAUUACAGUGAGCGGACAGGAGUGUGUCGGAGGGGUGAGACAGGGGCUGUAUUUCUGCCUGCUUCAGCUCAGCGAUUAUCCCGGUGCUGGUGUCGACAGGCGGCCUGGGCUCUUGAGCAAACACUACUCAUCCAGAAUUUCAUUAUCUGCUCGUAUUAGACCCGAGAGAAAAAUGAAAUGUUGCUCCUGAAGUCAACAGCGCUCACGAUGUUUCGGAGGUUAGAAUCACCUUUAAUCCACUCACCGUUUUCAGUGUUUGACAGUCUUAAUGCAACUUUAUUUGCCCCACACGCAAGAACCCACUAACACAUGGAUCCAAGCAGACUGUGUUGUUUUUAAAUACACAGGUAAUUUAAUUUGACACUUGAAAGAAAAGAAGAAAAAGCCUUCCCAAGCACCUGCGCUGUCGUGAUGCUGUGUCUGUCGGAGCUGUGCUUUUUAAAAUUUUUAUAAGCUUUCAUAAUGUUGCCUGUACUGUACAGCCCUGCUGCUUCCGUGACUGUAAGUGCGUUUGCCUCCCUUUAUUCAAAGCAACGUGUGUGUGCGUGUGUGUAGUAGAAUGACUAAAUUGGUGCAGCGCUUAGAGCCAGUUCACUAGGCCACGAGAGAACAGCUAUUGCGUGAUGAUGUAACACGCAAUGAGAGAAAAAGGUACACGCACGCGCUUACACUCUGGAGAGAGAGAGUGACUAUAACAGGGAAGGAGGUCAAUUGUACUGUGUGGGCUUGUUUACAAAUACAGGAGGUUAAACAGCGAAAAUGAAGAGAUGAACGUGAUGUAAAACAUUAUAAUAACGCAUGUACUCGAGAUUGUGUCUGCUGAGCAGUGGCUUGUAAUUAAGGCCUAGCCUACAGGGUUUAAAUAGCAUCUGUCUAUACGGCCUGUAAUAUAUAUAUAUAUAAUAUCCGGGUAUUCAAAGCAGAUUUUUACAUCAAAUGUGUGUUUGAGUUUCCUUCUCGUGGGUCUGCACGCCGUGUUUGACAUUAGACAUCUCUAUUCUACAGGACUUUAUUUGAAUAAUACUAAACUCACUACAGUUAAGCUGCUGUUCUUUUUUAACAUAGUUUCUCUGCACAUUUGCUCUGCCGAUUAACGUUAAGAGUUCUUCUUUUAGAGACUAAGAGUGAAUGCAAACUAUGCAACAGGGCUCCGUUAUAAUUUAGAAAUUGCAUUCAUAGGAAGAAUUUAUCCUUGUAUUCAGGGCACUCUACUUGAAAAAUGACACUGUUUUAAUUACGAUAAUAUUACAGAUAUACACGUAUAUAUAUGGUAAUAUAUACAUGAGUAUAAUUUUGCCAGUUAUGUCAAAAAUACAGUGCAUCUCAAGAGAAGCUGCUACAUAAAGACGCCAGAUGGUAAUAUAUCUAUUUAUCUAAUAGUAAAGUGUGCACUGAUUUUCCUGGUUAAGGUAGUUCAUGAAAAAUUAAUAUCUACGCGUUAAAUUGAAAAUUAAAUUUUACGAUGUUAAGUAGAAUAAUGAUUAUUUUUUUAAAACACUAGCAACUUCUAUUGCUAACUCACUACUUUGGCUCCAGUGCCGCCAUAAUAAUAAAAAUGCCAAAUAAUAUAUAAAAGAAAGCGUAACAGACUGGUCAGAAAGUUUGCUGUCUAUGUAAAAUAAAAAAAUAAAAAAUAAAAGUAAUUGACAGUGAUACUCUUCGGGAGAAAAAGAAUAGUUGAAUCGCUUAAGAGAGAGAGAGAGAGAAACGUUUUGUAAAGCUUAUUUUGUGGAUCAAGUAGCCGAACUCAGAAAUGAUCUCAAUGAAUGUUUUGCGAUGAUCUGCAACAGCAGCACACAGUCCUGCAGUUGUGUUAAAGAAGGGUCUUUUCACGAAAUGUCACGGAUCAUGUGGUCAUCAGCCUCCGUGAGCAUGACUGAAGCUCAGUUUAGCAGCCGAUACUUGGGGGUCACAGGUCAUGAGGAGAGGGGAUAAAGCAAAAACACUCAGCCCAUAAAAGACACUAAAACUUUGGGAACAUGCGUAAAAGCCAUUCAGCGCAGUGCUAAUAAUCUAUAAUUCAAAGAAAGUAAGGACACUUAACGACUUCUGUUUAAGAUGACCAAUAAGUUUUUUCGCUCACUCUUAACCUCGACAUUUAGUCAUCAUUUAAGCACAC